AUGGCACAUAUAGUUAGAACAUGCUAUUUGGCACUUAUUUUUGUCAUCAUGUCGCCAUUGGUUAAAGCAACAAUAGAUGUGUGCAAGAGAGGAGAUGUGACUGUGGAGCCCUCCCGUGUCCUCCCAUUUGGAUCUGCUGUCAAUAUUUCAUGCUCUUUAAAGCCCAAGCAAGGCUGCUCUCCAUAUUCCAAUUUUAACAGAUUAAGCCUCUACAAGUUACACCAAAAAAUAAAGUUCCAGCAUGGCCACUCCCUCAGUUCGCAGGUCUCCGGUCUUCCUCUGGGCACAACAGUGUUUGUCUGCAAGCUGGCCUGUGGCAGUAGUGAGGAGAUCCAGAUAUGUGGGGCAGAGAUCUCAGUUGGUGUUGUUCCAGAACAGCCUCAAAACUUAUCAUGCACACAGAAGGGAGAACGUGGGACUGUGGCCUGCACCUGGGACAGAGGACGAGACACCCACCUACCUACUGCGUAUACUUUACAGUUAAAUGGACCAAAAAAUUUAACUUGGCAGAAGACAUGUAAUGAUUAUUACUGUGACCAUUUGGACCUUGGAAUCAACCUACCUCUGGAAUCACCUGAAUCCAGUUACACAGCCAGGGUCACUACCAUCAGUGAUCUUGGAAAUGCUUCUUCAUUUCCAUCCACAUUCACAUUCUUGGACAUAGUGAGGCCUCUUCCUCCGUGGGACAUCAGAAUCAAAUGUGCAAAUGAUUCUGUGAGCAGGUGUACUCUUCAGUGGAGAGAUGAGGGGAUGGUGCUGUUUAAUCGACUCAGAUAUCGGCCCAGUAACAGCAGGUCCUGGAAUAUGGUUAAUACUACAAAUGCCAAAGGAAGACAUGAUUUAUUGGAUCUGAAACCAUUCACAGAUUAUGAAUUUCAGGUUUCCUCUAAACUACAUCUUUAUAAAGGCAGUUGGAGUGACUGGAGUGAAUCAUUGAGAAUGCAAACACCAGAAGAAGAGCCUUCGGGGACAUUAGAUGUCUGGUACAUCAGACAGAACACUGACUACAGGAAACAACAGAUUUCUCUUUUCUGGAAGAAUCUGAGUGUAUCAGAGGCAAGAGGAAAAAUCCUCCACUAUCAGGUGACUUUGCUGGAGGUGGCUGGGGAGAAAGCCACACUACAGAACAUCACAGAACAUACCUCCUGGACCUGGGUCAUUCCCAGAACUGAGAACUGGGCUGUGGCUGUGUCUGCAGCUAACUCAAAAGGCAGUUCCCUGCCCACUCGUAUUAACAUAACAGACCUGUGUGGGUCAGGGCUGCUGGCUCCUGGCCAGGUCUCUGCAAACUCAGAGAGCAUGGACAGCAUUAUGGUGAUGUGGGAGCCCCCCGGGGAAGCCGCCUCUGCUGUCCAAGAGUACGUGGUGGAAUGGAGGGAGCUCCACCCGGGGCACGGCCCCCGGCCCCCUCUGAACUGGCUACGGACUCCCCCCUACAACGUGUCCGCUUUGAUUUCAGAGAACAUAAAACCUCACAUCUGCUAUGAAAUCCGCGUGCACGCACUGUCAGGGCACCGGGGAGGAUGCCGCUCCAUCCGGGGUGACUCUGCCCACAAAGCACCACGGAGUGGCCCCCACAUUAAUGCCAUCACAGAGGAAAAGGGGCGCAUUUUAAUUUCGUGGGACGAAGUUCCAGCCCAGGAACAAAUGGGCUGCAUCCUCCAUUACAGGAUAUACUGGAAGGAACAGAGCUCCACUUCCCAACCUCGAUUUUGUGAAAUUCCCCAUAGCGUCUCUGGAAAUUCACAUCCAAUAGACAGUCUGCAGCCCAGAGUGAGAUAUGUCCUGUGGAUGACAGCUCUGACAGCAGCUGGCGAAAGCCCCCAAGGAAAUGAGAGGGAAUUUUGUCUGCAAGGUAAAGCCAAUUGGAGCACAUUUGUGGCACCGAGCAUUUGCACUGCUAUCAUCAUGGUGGGCAUUUUCUCAAUGCGUUACUUCCGGCAAAAGGUAUUUGUUCUCCUGUCAGCCCUCAGACCUCAGUGGUGUAACAGAGAAAUUCCAGACCCAGCGAACAGCACUUGGGCCAAGAACUAUCUCAUUAUGGAGGAGGUGCAGCUGCCCGUGGAGAGGCUCCUGACAGACGGGCCCGCUCCGAAAGAACCCGAGCCCCUGGUCAUCAGCGAAGUCUUGCAUCAAGUGACCCCAGUCUUCAGACAGCUCCUUCGUGCCAACUGGCCAGAGAAGGGAAAAGGAGACCAAGGUCACUAUACCUCUGAGGAAACAGGGUACAGUGCCUCGAGAUUACCACCUCCAAGAGCUCUCACGGCAGAGACAGGGCAGCUAGGGGAUCUGUACAAGGUGCUGGGGAGCAGGAGCCCCAACUCAAAGCCAGGAAACCCAGCAAGCCCCUCGCGGGUCCUCCCAGGGGACUACCUUCCCACCCAGGAGGGCUACUUACCCUCCAAUAUAGAUUACCUCCCUGCACACGAGGCUCCUGGAACCGAGCCCCCGGAAGAACUGGAGCCUCAGCACAUCUCCCUUUCUGUGUUCCCCUCAAGUACCUUGCAACCACUCCCCUUCUCCUGUGGCGAGAAGCUGACUUUGGAUCGGUUAAAGAUGGGGUGCGGUCCCCUCAUGCUUUGAGUGAAGCUUGAAACUUGGAAAGUUGAAGUGCUCCCAACCAGCGCAGCAGGCCCAUCGACCCAGCCCUCUGCUCGCUGUCAUCACCUCUGGUGCUACCAUUAGGUCUGGUUGCAGCUAGAGGGCAGUCAAGCCGGCUCAGGUUGAUCUCAGGAACUGCGAGUUGGCUGCAACCCAGAUACUUCACCUUGCCUUCUCUGGAGGCUUGAUAUUAUUACAUCGUUCCCUGCGUGGACCUACAGACUCCAGACUAAGUCCCCACAACUUCCUUGGGCUUUGCUGCAGAGUGGAAACCAAAGCUCUUACUGGCAAUGGCAUAUAGUCCUGAGGACUGUUCACACAACUGUUUAAAAAGCAGCUACUACCUACCAGGUCUUAUGUCUCACCAGCCUAACUGCACUGUUCAGUACUGGCUGUUGACUCUUUGGGAUGUGCCAAAUAUGACUGAAGAACUGAAUUUUGAUUUUAAUUAUGUCACACAUGGCUAAUGGCUACUGUAUUCAGCACAACUACAGAUAGUGGACACAUUGGUGAGAAAUACAGGGGGAGCCUUCAAAACAGAUCAGCCUAGUUUUACAAUUGACAUAAAAGACCCUGGUAAACACAAAUAUAAAAGGAUUUCCAAGAUGGUUCUGACUGUCCUUAUUUGUGGAGGCCUAAGAAUGCAUUUUUCCCCCUGGCUUCGCUAGUUUGGUUUGUUUUGCCUUCAUCAUGCAGUGAAUCCAGAGCAGCCUGAUGGUGGAGAGCUACUGUACACCCACCUUAGGACCCUGAGCAAGCAGCCUCCCCUCGAACAUCAGGUGUCUUAAAAGGGAGUGGGCUGCCACACUCCUGUCAUCUUUCCUGCUUUCCUUUUUGGGGAAAACUGCACUGGUCCUCACAAUUCUUUUCCUCAGCACAAAUUCGGAACAUGAGCCAUACUUUACUGUUAGAUCUGUGGCCCUGGCCUGUCACCUCCCCUUACCCAUCACUGCCUCUAUGCAGUCACUGCAGGCAUUUGUUAAGCUGGUGGUCAAUUCAAUUGCUGAUAGUAACUUUUAGGUCCGAGACUUUUUUUUCUUAAAUCUCUGUCAAGCAUGGGACCUACCUCCUACCCCCAUCCCACCCACUGGAACUGAGGCAUGUGUCCCUCAGAGCCUCAGCAAUUGAAGUAACAAACAUUGGUCUGUUUGUUCAUGUUAGACAUGUCUAACUCUUCACCCAUGCUCUUGCCAUUCCAGACUUAACAUAUUUUCUCCCAGGCUUUUCCUUCCUUUCAUCUGUUCAAUUCUCUUUAGCCGCUGUGUGUAGUCCCUUGCAUCUCAGCAGCUCCAUAACUGGCUUGCUUGCACCCAGGAUGUGGUGCCUCAUUUGUCUGCAAUGGGCCAAGACAAGGAUACCUCCUUAGGUGGCGGCCAAUCUAUCACCUCUUGACAACGGAAGCCAACUUUUCUUUCUUGCAAUACUUGUUUUAUAAUCCUUGAUCUUCUUUGGAUUACCUUUCCAUCUUAAGUCACUCUGUCCUUCUCCACUUGGUCCCAGAUAGCUAGCUCCCAGUCUUCCUUACACCCUCAUUCCCCCUGACCCCCCCCCCCUUCCUUUCUGUUCCCUUAAAACCCCAGGGGAUAAUGCAGUCAUUUGUUUUCCUAAAAAAGUAAAAAUAAUUAUUAAACAGGGAGACUUCUCGGACUCCUAAAGGCUUCUCCUUCUAAGGAUGCAGAGGUCUCCUCUGUGCUCUCCUAGCAUGAUGCCUAUAGUCUACUUCCUCUGGACUGUAAAUAACUUGAAGGUGGGAACAUGCAAUCUUCUCCAACACCAUACCAGGUACAGGAUAGGCUAUCAAUAAAGAGAUGUCACCGGCCACACUUUCAUUGUGUCCCUUCUGUCCCAGCAGCCAGUCUAGCUGUGUGUGCUUCCUCUUUAUUGGGACAACUGAGUUUGCAUUUGUUGAUCCCCAACGCCCCCUUCUGCCCUGCUGUCCACUGGCAGUACUGCUGUUACACAUGUAGCAGAAUUUAAAAACAUAUCUGAGGAAGACAUUGGCUGCUCACAUUGCCAGAGAAAAUGUCCUCUUCUCAUGAAUGACAGAGGAUGGGUAACACUGUUCUGUCCUUGCACUAAGUAAUUUCACAUACCCCUCUUCUGCCCACACAAAAUCCCAAGUCAGGUUGCUUAAUUUACCAGGACUAGGUGGACCUCACCAAUAUCCGAACAACCAGUUUCAUUCCUCAAGAAAAUCAGCAAUUAUUUAAAUCCUCACUCCCAAUAUACAUCCAAAGCCAAUCCAGAAAUUUCUGCUCUAUUCAAACACAUUAAAUUUCUUUGUUUUCUGUGACUGAAAUAUUAUAAAGUCCAAGUUCAAACGUACUGGAUACUUUGACUCUCCACCACUAAUCCUUGUGCAGAAAUCCAACUCUGAAUUGUUCCUUGAAAGGGGCCUUUCCUAGGAGGCAGAGAUUCUAUUUCCUGGACUUGUCUUAAACAAACUAGUGCUAUCUAGUUCUUUUCUUUUACUGUCUUUCCCCCUCCACCCUGUCCCAAUUUCCCAGUUUCCAUUAAUAGCCUACAGCUGCAACUCGCCAAUGCCCGAGGCCAGUGAAAGGAUGCCAAGCUAGGCAUUCUAUUCCGGCGAAUCCGUUUGAUUCUUGGUUUUUCUGAAAUUUCUCCCUUCACAUGACACACUUAUCGUGUAGGAGCCCUGCUUUUCUCUUUCUAACGUA
Myotis davidii is the source of this 5279-nucleotide messenger RNA. It is a transcript of the gene IL12RB2, whose product is annotated as interleukin 12 receptor subunit beta 2. The coding region runs from base 1 to 2583 and encodes 860 amino acids. The record is from RefSeq and is a predicted model, not a curated record. Gene Ontology annotation, biological process: cytokine-mediated signaling pathway. The transcript has 15 exons. Gene Ontology annotation, molecular function: cytokine binding; cytokine receptor activity. Gene Ontology annotation, cellular component: signaling receptor complex; membrane; external side of plasma membrane. Lineage: Eukaryota; Metazoa; Chordata; Mammalia; Chiroptera; Vespertilionidae.